UGGAAAAGAGGAAUCACCUAUCCCUCCCUCCGCCUUUCAGCAGCUGGCUCCUACCCCCCACCCUCGCUUCCCCCCUUUUUCUCCACCUCCUUCUCCUUCUCCCCGUCCGCUUCUGGGGCUGCGGCCAGAGCCUCGCUAGGAGGAGAGAGGGCGAGAACUCACUGAAGUUGGCCCCAGUUGGCAGCACUUUGAGUAGCGCGGGACUUCGGGCAGAGCUCGGCAGCUCCUGCUGAACAAAGGAGCCCCCUUUCCCGCGGGGGCUGGGGGAUAGCGCUGGGCUGGCCCGAGCCCUUCUCCUGCCCUAUCCCGGCGCCAGCCCAGUGCCCCCGGGCUGGCCUUUCCCUGUACCCCGAGUACGGGCGGGGCUGCCUGUUCGCCUGGAGAUCCUCGAGCAACCUGGCGAGGGGAAGCGGGAAGCGGCGCUCCGCGUUCCUGCCCUCCCUGCCUCCUUCCCUCACUCUCUCUCUCCUUUUUUAAUUCCUUUCUUUCUUUCUUUCUUUUUUUUUUUUUUUUUUUUAAAUUUUACCCCUAGGCGGCCCCGAUUGGGGGGGGGGGGAGUCCCUUCCUCCGCCCGAGGGACGCCGGUGCCCGGCGCGGAGCGGGGCGCAUGGGGCGGUGUUUCGGGAGGCUUUCGGCUGCUCCUUGCUCCCCCGCCGGAUGCUGCCUGAGCUGUUUUGGCUGUUUUUCUUCGCCGGCGAUGAAGCCUCUGCCUUGAAGAUGGACAUGAUCUGUUUUUUAUUCCUGUCUCUGGUGCCGGUGUACAGCAGGGGACAAGGGGUGUACGCUCCUGCUCAGGCCCAGAUCAUCCAUGCUGGGCAAGCAUGUGUGGUGAAGGAAGACAACAUCAGUGAACGCGUUUACACAAUUCGGGAGGGGGACACGCUGGUUCUGCAGUGUCUGGUCACAGGACACCCCCGGCCACAGGUGAGAUGGACCAAAACAGCUGGCAGCGCGUCGGACAAAUUCCAAGAGACGUCAGUGCUUAACGAGACCCUUCGGAUUGAGAAGAUCCAAAGGCUGCAGGGGGGCCGCUAUUACUGUAAAGCAGAAAAUGGGGUUGGGGUCCCUGCCAUCAAGUCCAUUCGAGUAGAUGUGCAGUAUCUAGAUGAACCUGUUCUCACCGUUCACCAGACCAUCAGCGACGUACGUGGCAGCUUCUACCAAGAGAAGACUGUCUUCCUCCGCUGCACUGUCAACUCCAACCCACCAGCUCGCUUCAUCUGGAAACGGGGAGCUGAGACACUUUCUCACAGUCAGGACAAUGGCGUGGACAUCUAUGAACCCCUCUACACACAGGGUGAAACCAAAGUCCUGAAGCUGAAAAACCUACGACCUCAGGAUUAUGCCAGCUACACAUGCCAGGUGUCUGUCCGCAAUGUCUGCAGCAUCCCUGACAAAUCCAUCACCUUCCAGCUCACAAACACCACAGCCCCACCUGCUCUGAAGCUGUCUGUCAAUGAGACGCUGGUGGUCAACCCUGGUGACAACAUCACUAUGCAGUGCUCUCUGAUGGGCGGUGACCCACAGCCAGAAGUUGUUUGGUCUCACUCUCCCGGCCCAAUGCCUCCCAGUAGCCUUGUGCAAGGAGGCAUCCUCACGAUCUGGAGGAUCCGCGUGGAGGACUCGGGCUAUUAUAAUUGCACGGCCAUCAACAACGUGGGGAACCCAGCAAAGAAGAUAGUGAACCUGCUGGUGCGGUCCAUGAAGAAUGCCACAUUCCAAAUCACUCCUGAUGUGAUCAAAGAGAGCGAGACUAUCCAGUUAGGGCAGGACUUGAAGCUCUCAUGCCAUGUAGAUGCUGUUCCCCAGGAGAAGGUUGUCUAUUCCUGGUACAAGAAUGGGAAACCAGCCAGGUUCUCAGACCGGUUGCUCAUCACCCGGAAUGACCCCGAGCUCCCACCUGUGACCUGCAGCUUGGAGAUUAUUGACCUGCGAUUCAGUGACUAUGGUACCUACCUGUGCGUGGCUACCUUCCAGGGAGCACCCAUUCCUGACCUCAGUGUGGAGGUGAACAUCUCCUCAGAGACAGUGCCACCAACGAUCAGUGUCCCUAAGGGUCAGUCUACCAUCACUGUCCGGGAAGGCUCCAGGGCAGAGCUGCAGUGCGAGGUUCGUGGGAAGCCCAAGCCACCCAUCAUCUGGUCCCGUGUAGAUAAGGAAACCCCCAUGCCUUCAGGGACAAUGACAAUGGAGACAUAUGAUGGGAAGCUGCAUCUGGAGAGUGUGAGCCGAGAAAUGAGUGGGACCUAUAAGUGUCAGACAGCCAGGUACAAUGGCUUUAACAUCAGACCACGGGAAGCCCUGGUGCAGCUCAACGUGCAGUUCCCCCCCGUGGUGGAGCCAGCCUUCCAGGAUGUACGCCAGGGCAUGGGGCACAGUGUCACCUUGCGCUGCACUAUGCUGAAGGGCAGCCCCAUGAAGGUGGCCACCUCUGUCUGGCGUUUCAAUGGGACCCUCCUGGCGCAGCCCCUGGCAGAGCAGCAGGACUACUCGGAGCUGAAGGUGGACAGUGUCAGCCGGGAGACCAGUGGGACCUACGAGUGCAGCAUUUCCAAUGACGUGGGAGUCUCCACCUGCCUCUUCCAGGUGUCUGCAAAAGCUUAUAGCCCAGAGUUUUACUAUGACACUCCCAAUCCCACCUUGAGCCAGAAGCAGUCCAAGAAUUACUCUUACAUCUUACAGUGGACACAGAAGGAGCCAGAUGCUGUGGAUCCCAUCCUCAAGUACCGUCUGGAACUCCGGCAGCUGUCUCAGAGAAGCACCAUCCAAACCUUCAUUCCUGUGAAGAAAAUGGAGAAAGGCCUGUUGCUGGAACACAUCUUGCCCAACCUGAAAGUGCCUCAGAGCUAUGAAGUUCGCCUGACACCCAUCACCAGUUUUGGGGCUGGAGAUAUGGCUGCCCGCAUCAUCCGGUACAUGGAACCAAUCAACUAUCCCAACCCAACAGAUAACACCUGCCGCUUUGAGGACGAGAAGAUCUGCGGCUUCAUGCAGGACAAGAUGGACAACUUUGACUGGACCCGGCAGAAUGCCCUCACCCAGAACCCCAAGCGCACCGUCAACACCGGGCCUCCCACAGACAUCAGCGGUACGCCAGAGGGUUACUACAUGUUCAUCGAGGCGUCCCGGCCCCGGGUGACAGGAGACAAAGCCCGGCUCAUCAGCCCCCUCUACAACAUUACUGCCAAGUACUACUGUGUCUCCUUCUACUACCACAUGUAUGGGAAGCACAUCGGUUCCUUGAACCUGCUAGUCCGCGUGCGGAACAAGCGAGCCAUCGACACCCAGGUCUGGUCACUCAGUGGGAACCGAGGGAACAUGUGGCAGCAAGCACAUGUGCCCAUCAACCCGCCUGGGCCCUUCCAGUUAAUUUUCGAAGGUGUCCGGGGCACGAGCUACGAGGGGGACAUUGCCAUUGAUGACGUCACUCUGAAAAAGGGAGACUGUCCAAGGAAGCCAAUUGGACCAAAUAAGGCGGUUGCUCUUCCAGGAAGUGGUGUCCCAGCCCUGCACAGCCCUUGUCUUUGUGGCCCAUUGACUUUCUUCCUUUACGUGCUGCUCAGAUGAUGGCAAGCGAGCGCUCCUGUCUUCGGACCAAGACAUUCCUGCUCCUUUCCUGAUCAGCCACCUCUGCUCCUUUUCCUACCCUCCUCACUGGCACACCAAAGUGUCCAUAUGUUACCAAAGACUGACAGGCAUGACCACGCAAAGGGAUCUGGUUCAGAACUGGAGCACUCCUUGAGAAAGUCAUAAUGUCUAGAACAAAGUUUAAAAAUAAAGACAAAACUUUUUUUAAAAGCACGUGCACGAGAGAGUGAGAGAGAGAGAGGAAGGAAGGAAGAAAAGAAACAGAAACAGACAGAAAAGAAGGAAUGAAAGACAAAAAAA
Molecule: messenger RNA, 3888 nt
Organism: Corapipo altera (White-ruffed manakin)
Lineage: Eukaryota; Metazoa; Chordata; Aves; Passeriformes; Pipridae
Gene: MDGA1
Product: MAM domain containing glycosylphosphatidylinositol anchor 1
Exons: 17
Coding region: 658-3567 (969 amino acids)
Biological process (GO): homophilic cell-cell adhesion
Cellular component (GO): plasma membrane
Molecular function (GO): protein binding
Source: RefSeq, a predicted model, not a curated record